CUAUUUCCAAAAGCUUAUUAAGGUGUACCAUAUGUAAUUGUCGAGGAACUUAUAUCGAACUUGAAACAAACUAGUAAGUCCGUUGCUUUUCCGAUAUCUCGACGUUCAUACGGACGAACGACAGACGGACGGAGUGGCGUACGGACAGAUCCGCUUGACCAGUGAAUUUAUAUACGUAGUUGUGCUUCGAAAACGCUUCAACUAGCUGUAACGGAUAUAAAUUAACCUAACCGUUUACUAGCGCCGCUUAAGUUUUGCCGAAUGAUCAAUGUUAUAUCAUUUUCAAGUCGAACAAUGCGAGUGCACUCAGUUUGAGUCAUUUUUUCGUACAGCCCGCAGGGCGCAGCACUCAGUUGGUCGCAGUCUAAAAUCCGAAGACGACGAUGGCGGAUGGCGCACAUCCCAAUCCGCCGUACUUUAACCGCGUACCCACAGUUGGCGUGAUGUGCAUCGAUAUUGCCACGCGACUGCAGCAGAACUUUUGUGGGGCAUACCAUAGCUAUAUAGCUGCGUCCUACGUCAAGUUUUUAGAGGCAUCCGGUGCCCAUGUCGUGCCCAUUUGGAUCGGUCGAGAACGAGCUUACUAUGAGAUAAUGAUGAGUCAGUUAAACGGCAUCCUUUUGCCAGGAGGAGCCGUGUUCAUCGACGAGGCUGAUAGGCAGGCGAAUCCGGAUCUAACCAGCGAUUGUGUCCGGAGCGCCGAGCUCAUUUUCCAACUGGCCAUGGAGCGUAACCGGCGUGCGAAGAAACUCGGUGAUCCUGGCGGAUUCUUUCCAGUUUGGGGAACUUGUCUUGGCUUCCAGUUGCUACUUAUUCAUGCCGCCGAAGCACCGAAUAUUCGAAUCGGCUGUCAGCCCAUGAGGGAAGCGAUGCCACUAAAACUAGUCGAUGAUUACCAACAUUCACAGCUCCUUGGAAAUCUGCCAGGGUCGGUUGCCGAUCAGAUGGAGAAGCACCCAUUUGCCUGCCACCAGCAUCAGUAUUGCAUCACCAAAGAGAGUUUGGAAGCCUUUGGUCUAGCUAGGGAUUGGCAUCCUCUAGCCACUCAGAAGGAUACUUCAGGGCUGGAAUUUAUCACGAUUGUCGAGCACCGGUAUUUUCCCAUCUUUGGAUGUCAGUUUCAUCCAGAGCGCGCUGCGUUCGAGCAGCUUUACAACUCGAAGGACCAAUGUUACAUGGCGCAUUCCCAUAUUGGUAUCGAGUUGGCCCAAAUCUUCGGCAGUCGGUUCGUUGACUUCUGCCGCAGCAACAAAAAUCAGUUCGCAAGUGCCGAAAUAAUAUCCCGACACCUAAUUUGGAACUGGCAGCCCGUUUUCUCUGGAAAGUUUAAGGACUCCAACUGGCAGCAGAGUUAUCUUUUCGAGAAGAACGUGGACUAUUUGGAAGACCGAGAUGAUGCUGAGGAGCUCAGCCCAUCUUAGUCUUUGUGAUACACGAGACUUAAUAUACCUAAGUCUUUGGUAUGAAAUGAUCCUGAUCUAGCAUCAAAGCGGUGAACCAUGUGUGUACUUGUAUAUUCGCUCUAUAUCUGACAAAUUCUAUGCAUCUACGAUUCAAUUCAUAUUUAUUAGGUGCAAAAGUUAUUCAAAUUGUUAUAAAACUUUAUCAUGUAAGUUUGUAAGAAAUUUACCAAUUCUGAUGUUUUACUAAAUCGAAUAAGUUGUAAUGGACUUGGAGAGGAAGUUUUUUGUGGUAGGGUUGGGAAAGGGUUACGAUUGUUGUAUCACAGAUUUUGAAAUAAAUUUCAGGGAACGUGGGAAAUGGGGGAAAUCCUGGGAAGGUGAUGUCUAAAGUAUAUAGAUUAUUUUUAACCACCUGAAUUUACAAAUGAUUGCUUUCUCUUUAAGAUUUUGCUGACUUACCUAAAGGGUUUGAU
This is a messenger RNA of Drosophila santomea, 1876 nucleotides long. RefSeq names its product gamma-glutamyl hydrolase (gene l(3)72Dr). Gene Ontology annotation, cellular component: vacuole. The record is from RefSeq and is a predicted model, not a curated record. NCBI's taxonomy places the organism in Eukaryota, Metazoa, Arthropoda, Insecta, Diptera, Drosophilidae. The transcript is spliced from 3 exons. Gene Ontology annotation, molecular function: gamma-glutamyl-peptidase activity. Gene Ontology annotation, biological process: tetrahydrofolylpolyglutamate metabolic process. The coding region runs from base 384 to 1421 and encodes 345 amino acids.